CAGAGCUGCUCUGUGCCCUGGUCCCUGCCAGACCUGCUCCUACGGCUACCAGGGAGCCGCCGCCACCUCCGCUAACACCUCUCCCACCACCCAGCUUCUCAGAGCCAGCAGCUGUUGCUCUUGGCUGUCCCCAGGGUCAAGGCCUUCUCCACUUUUGUGCUUUGAUCGAGAUGUGGUAACCUCUGUCUUUGGGCCCCACAGGCCCUAUAAAGGGCGGCUAGCUCUAGUGGGACCAGCUCUGCCACCUUCUCAGUACCAGGAGCCCUCUGGAAAGAGUUUGUUCUCUCGCUUCUGGAGAAGAUGCAGACACAAGAGAUCCUGAGGAUCCUGCGGCUGCCUGAGAUGGGUGACUGGGGCCAGUUUUUCCGCAGCCUGUCAGCCACCACCCUUGUGAGUAUGGGUGCAUUGGCUGCCGUCCUCGCCUACUGGUUCACUCACCGGCCGAAGGCCUUGACCCCACCGUGCAAUCUGCUGAUGCAGUCAGAAGAAGUGGAGGACAGUGGUGGGGCCCGGCGAGCUGUGAUUGGUGGUGGCCCUCAGUUGCUUACCCACUACUACGAUGACGCCCGGACCAUGUACCAGGUGUUCCGCCGUGGCCUUACCAUCUCAGGGAAUGGGUCCUGUCUUGGCUUCAGGAAGCCCAAGCAGCCUUACCAGUGGCUCUCCUACCAGGAGGUGGCUGACAGAGCCGAAUUCCUGGGAUCUGGGCUUCUCCAGCACAGCUGUAAAGCAAGUGCAGAUCAGUUUAUUGGUGUUUUUGCACAGAAUCGACCAGAGUGGAUCAUUGCAGAGCUGGCCUGCUACACGUAUUCCAUGGUGGUGGUCCCACUCUAUGACACCCUGGGCCCUGGAGCCAUCCGCUACAUCAUCAAUACGGCGGACAUCAGCACUGUGAUCGUAGAUGAGCCUCAGAAGGCCGUGCUGCUGCUGGAGCACGUGGAGAGGAGUGAGACUCCGGGGCUCAAGCUGGUCAUCCUUAUGGAGCCAUUUGAGGAAGCCCUGAAAGAGAGAGGGCAGAAGUGUGGCGUGCUCAUUAAGUCCAUGCAGGAUGUAGAGGACCGUGGCCAUGAGAAUCACCAUGCUCCUGUGCCCCCACAGCCUGAUGACCUCUCCAUCGUGUGUUUCACGAGUGGCACAACAGGGAACCCCAAAGGUGCGAUGCUCACCCAUGGGAACGUGGUGGCUGAUUUCUCAGGCUUUCUGAAAGUGACAGAGAGUCAGUGGGCUCCCACUUGUGCGGAUGUGCACUUUUCCUAUUUGCCUUUAGCACACAUGUUUGAGCGAAUGGUGCAGCAGCUGCUGUACCCAUGGGAUGGCACAUCCUUCCACAACUGCAGAGAUGUCCCUGGACGAUCCAGAUUCUCUGGGACCUGGAGCAGACCCAAUUAUAGGUCUGUUGUCUACUGCCACGGAGGACGCGUUGGCUUCUUCCAAGGAGACAUCCGCCUCCUCUCGGAUGACAUGAAGGCUCUGCGCCCUACCAUCUUCCCUGUGGUCCCACGACUGCUGAACCGGAUGUAUGACAAGAUCUUCAGUCAGGCAGACACUCCGCUAAAGCGUUGGCUCCUGGAGUUUGCGGCAAAACGCAAGCAAGCUGAGGUCCACAGUGGAAUCAUUAGGAAUAAUAGUAUCUGGGAUGAACUCUUCUUUAAUAAGAUUCAGGCCAGUCUUGGUGGGCGUGUGCGAAUGAUUGUUACUGGAGCGGCCCCUGCCUCGCCAACAGUCCUGGGAUUCCUCCGGGCAGCUCUGGGGUGCCAGGUUUAUGAAGGUUAUGGCCAAACUGAGUGUACAGCCGGAUGCACCUUCACUACCCCUGGAGACUGGACAUCAGGUCAUGUAGGAGCACCUCUGCCCUGCAACCAUAUCAAGCUUGUCGACGUGGAGGAACUAAACUAUUGGACCCACAAAGGAGAGGGCGAGAUAUGUGUGAGAGGACCAAAUGUGUUCAAAGGCUACUUAAAAGACCAGGAGAGGACGAAAGAGGCCCUGGACAGUGAUGGCUGGCUUCAUACCGGAGACAUUGGGAAGUGGCUGCCGGAGGGAACUCUGAAAAUCAUUGAUCGGAAGAAGCACAUAUUUAAACUUGCUCAGGGAGAGUACGUCGCACCUGAGAAGAUUGAGAACAUCUACAUCCGAAGCGAGCCAGUGGCGCAAAUCUACGUGCAUGGGGACAGCUUAAAGGCCUAUCUGGUGGGCAUUGUAGUGCCUGACCCUGAAGUCAUGCCCUCCUGGGCCCAGAAGAAAGGAAUUGAGGGGCCGUAUGCAGACGUAUGUGCAAAUAAGGACCUGAAGAAAGCCAUUUUAGAAGAUUUGGUGAGGUUAGGAAAAGAAAGCGGACUUCAUUCUUUUGAGCAGGUUGUGACUUUCCUCUGCCUUGCGCAAGAUGUUGAAGGAGAGAGGUGGUCCCAGGUUAAAGCCAUUUACAUCCACUGUGACAUGUUCUCAGUUCACAAUGGCUUGCUGACACCAACACUAAAGGCUAAGAGACCUGAGCUGAGAGAGUACUUCAGAAAACAAAUAGAAGAGCUUUACUCGAUCUCCAUGUGAAGUUCACGGAGUUCUUCCCAGUAAAAUGGACUGUGCAGCAAUGUGACAGUGAUCCCUGAAAGUUAUGAGUCAAAGCGACACAGUUGAAAAUGAAUUUGGGAACUUUUCCUGUCCCAAGAGGUCUUUAACAAUAUUUCUCUAUCAUCACUGAGUACACUUUAUUUUUAUUAAAAUGACACUGUAGAAAGCUGCUAAAAAAAAAUCACAAAUGGCAAUGUAAAAAUCAAGACAGUUUCUCAAGAACUGUAUACCACUAAAAGUAAUAUAUUCUCGAUAUUCACAAAGCUCCUAUUAAACAUAAUGGAAAAACAACUGAUACAUUGUACUCAAUUAUUUGUAGGAUUAUAACCAGAUAUAGCAAACAUCUAGCUGAUGUGGGCUACCUCUUUCAAAAACUGAUUAUUAAAAUUACAAAUCAGAUUUUAAAAUUAAAACAAUGUAUACAGAAUCAUGUUAAAAUAAAACAUGAUAAUUCACUCGAAAGACUUUAGAAAUGGCAAUCCUUAUUGAUGUGAACAGUUUCCUCUGAUUUUUACUCUCAUUCAUGAAAAAUGCAAAUUCAGAUAUUCUUAAAACAUGUUAUAUUUAUAUAACAAUGUUUACCAAGAUCCUUCAAUACAUUUUCUCAUUUAUUAAUCUCAUUAAAACAUUCUGGAACUACCUACAGAAAUGUAAUUUAAAACUAUUUGAGGAUAUAUGCAUAUAUUCCUGGACUUCUGACCAUAAUGAAUUCUAAAAGAUGACUCUUGGCUGAGUCAAUGAAUUGGCUCUUGGGGGAGACUUAAAAGAAGAAACUCAGAGCUAUUUCCCAGGCAGAGCAGCAAUUAAUCUUUCUUUUUUUUUUUUUUUAACUUUUUAUUUAUUUAUUUA
Molecule: messenger RNA, 3417 nt
Organism: Fukomys damarensis (Damara mole-rat)
Lineage: Eukaryota; Metazoa; Chordata; Mammalia; Rodentia; Bathyergidae
Gene: Acsl6
Product: acyl-CoA synthetase long chain family member 6
Exons: 23
Coding region: 301-2547 (748 amino acids)
Biological process (GO): long-chain fatty-acyl-CoA biosynthetic process; long-chain fatty acid metabolic process; very long-chain fatty acid metabolic process
Cellular component (GO): membrane; endoplasmic reticulum
Molecular function (GO): arachidonate-CoA ligase activity
Source: RefSeq, a predicted model, not a curated record